This is a messenger RNA of Sander lucioperca (pikeperch), 5732 nucleotides long. RefSeq names its product ubiquitin specific peptidase 36 (gene usp36). The transcript has 20 exons. The record is from RefSeq and is a predicted model, not a curated record. Lineage: Eukaryota; Metazoa; Chordata; Actinopteri; Perciformes; Percidae. Gene Ontology annotation, molecular function: cysteine-type deubiquitinase activity; cysteine-type endopeptidase activity. Gene Ontology annotation, cellular component: cytosol; nucleus. Gene Ontology annotation, biological process: protein deubiquitination; regulation of apoptotic process. Bases 232 to 3711 code for a protein of 1159 amino acids.
CACGUGCGGUUCUCUCCCGACAGUGUUAGUUUAAACGCUGAUUGGCUGAACCUUUCAGCUACGGCGUGACCUGAUCUCCGAUUGGCCUUUCAUCACUGUCAAUCAUUGUUGUCGCCGCCCUUUGAUAAUGCAGCAUGGGCGAAAAUACCAGACCCAAGAGCUACAGCUGAGGAAGCGGAUCCCUCUACUGUAAACGUUUUUGGGCAAUUGAAGGAAAGUGAUGUUCCAACAAUGCCGAUAGUGGAUAAACUCAAGGAGGCAUUAAAACCUGGUCGGAAGGAGACGGGUGAUGAGGGUGACCUCAACAAACUGUUGGCCUCUUCUGCCAAGAAGGUCCUCUUGCAGAAGAUAGAGUUUGAGCCUGCCAGCAAGGGUUUCUCCUAUCAACUGGACAGCCUGAAGAACAAGUAUGUGAUACUCAAUCCACGGAAUGAGGGCGCUACGGGCCAGAAGGCCACAGAGCCUGCCCAAAUAAAGAGGCAAGUCUCAGAGAAUGUAGUUGGGGGCCAGAGCGAUGGGAUCCCUUCCCCACAGAAGAUGCUCUUUCCAGGGAACAAGCUUACCCUUAAAUGGGAGCGUGUGUACAGGGUGGGAGCCGGUCUCCACAACCUAGGGAACACCUGCUUCCUCAACUCCACAGUGCAGUGUCUCACCUACACCCCGCCACUUGCCAACUACUUACUCUCAAAGGAGCACAGCCGUGCCUGUCACCAGUCAGGCUUUUGUAUGAUCUGUAUAAUGCAGAACCAUAUCAUCCAAGCCUUUGCCAACACAGGCAAUGCCAUCAAGCCUGUCUCCUUCAUCAGAGAUCUGAAAAAAAUUGCCAGGCAUUUUCGCUUUGGAAGCCAAGAGGACGCCCAUGAGUUUUUGCGGUACACCAUCGAUGCCAUGCAGAAAGCUUGUCUCAAUGGCUACCCUAAGCUUGACAGGCAGACCCAGGCCACAACACUGGUUCACCAGAUCUUUGGAGGUUACCUCAGGUCAAGAGUGAAAUGCUCUAUUUGUAAAAGUGUGUCAGACACAUAUGACCCUUACCUUGACAUCGCUGUGGAGAUUCGGCAAGCAGGAAACAUUGUGCGAGCCCUGGAACUGUUUGUUAAACCAGAUGUACUAAGUGGAGAGAAUGCCUACAUGUGUGCCAAGUGCAAAAAGAAAGUGCCAGCAACCAAGCGCUUCACAGUCCAUCGAACAUCUAAUGUACUGACCCUUUCACUGAAGAGGUUCGCCAACUUUAGCGGAGGAAAAAUAACCAAGGAUGUUGGUUACCCAGAAUUUCUGAACAUCCGCCCCUACAUGUCUCAGAGCUCAGGUGAUCCUGUUAUGUAUGGCCUCUAUGCUGUUCUGGUGCACUCUGGCUACAGUUGUCAUGCUGGCCACUACUACUGCUAUGUCAAGGCAAGCAAUGGACAAUGGUACCAAAUGAAUGAUUCAAUGGUGCACUCUAGUAACAUCAAAGUAGUCUUGAACCAGCAGGCUUACGUGCUUUUCUACCUGAGGAUCCCUGAAACCAAGAGGAAUGCGGAUGGACAGGCCACCAAGCAGGGGAUGUUGCAUCCUGGGAAGAACAGUGUGUCUUCUGAACAGAUAAAGAGGGCCAACCUGAACGGGCCUCUCUCCUCCCCGCAGGUCACAAAGAAACUUGAGCCUGCACAACUGCGUAAGAUCCAGUCCAUGGAUGGUGGUUUGGGCCUGCCCAUUUCCAGAAACGGUGUGAGCUCUCAGCCACAGCCCAGACUUUCCAACUGGACGUCAUACUCCAAUGGUCCGCCAAAGCUGCCAGGUGGACCCACAGUUAUCGAGGAGCCUUUCAAGAAGCUGAAGAAGCCGUCUCCCCAGAGCCAAGUGCAGUACCGCAGCUGCACUCCGACCCCUUCCAACAACGGGUUUAGCAGGACUGAGGGAGAUAAAAAGCAAGGUGGCGAGGGCAGAGGCAUGUCAGCGUCUACCUCAUUUAAGUCUUUGUCCGACUCUUCCUCUGCCGACACCACUGACUCGAAGGACUCUGUGGGUACCAAAAGUGCUCCAGUAGGAGAGACUCCCUCCACCCCACGGAAAGGCUCUAAUGGCCUGGCGUCUCCAGCCAAGAGCGUGGAGCGCUCUCAGAGCACAGAGGAGCAGAAGACAGCGAAAAUUAAACCCCCGGCCCUCAACAACAUCACUUCUGAAGCCACCAGCACCAGCACCAUGUCACCUCCACCUGCCAAGAAACUGGCCCUGUCAGCCAAGAAGGCUCGCAGCCGGAGACCGAGCAGCAUUGAUGCUCUGCCCUCUUUGCCACGCCAGUUGUCCAGUGACCCCACGCAUAACAAUCAACUUAACCCCCUCACCUUUGCCACACCUACUCACUCACUCAGAACUGUUCCAUUCCAUUCACCCAAAGUCCAGUCAUCGCCUUUUGCCCACUCAAGUGAAUCCUUCAAACAGCAGAGCCCUCAGAAACAGUCCCUUCUCUCCACACUGCAAAAACCAAACGCCAGCCUUUCUCCUAAAACCAACGGGCUCCACAGUGCCGGCCCAAAGAGCCCCAAGUCUUCCAGCAACCUCAGCUCAGUGGUCCAAGAACCAGACCUCAACAGCACUCCAGGUCAUGAGGUCAACCAAAAGAGGAAGAAGAAAAAGAAGCGGCGGCAUUCUGAGGUAGAGGGCGACGCAGAGCCGAUGACGUCCGCAGCUACAGUGACACCGGCCAACCCUGUGGAAUCAGCCAGCGACAAGAAGCGGAAGAAGAAAAAGAAAAAGCGAAAGAAGGAGCAUGAAGAUGGAGAGAAAGUAUCGGAGAGGGAAUGUGUCCCGUCACACCUGGAUACAUCACCCCAGGAGGAGGAUUGGUGUCAGGGUGGCAUGUGGAGUCUAACAUCCCAUCCAGAUGCAGAACAGUCUAAGCAAAAGCCCCCGUUAGCUGCCACAACCCCAACGCAGUGUGAGUCAAAUCAGAAAGAACAGGGAAGGGACUCUGUAAAGCUGAAGAAGAAGAAAAAGAAAAAGAAGAGUCAGCUGGUGGAAGCUCUGCAGGACACUUCAGCAUGCUCUGCAUCAGAGACCACUUCUGAGAUGGAGGCUGCAGUCGUUCAGAAUGAUACGGAGGAUUUGAUCAUGUUAAAAAGUAAAUUAAAGGUGAAGAAGAAAAAGAAGAAGAAGAGGCUAAAAGAAGAGGUGAGACUGUGGGAGGAGAGCAGGCGAUGCUCAGACGGGCAGAACCAUGAGCCUGAAGAGGUGGAACCCCCUUCCAAAAAGAACACCACAGAGAACGGCAAAAUUAGUAAACAAAGCACAGCCACAGUGGUAUUUUGGGACAGCCAAGUGAAGGACGGCUACAAGCGUAGCCAGGCACCAGCGGCUGAUGGAAGUGAGUUAGGAGACAACCCGAGCCGUGCUGCUCCUGUAGCCUGGGAUGGGAAGAAGACAAGUGGGGUGGUAGAGGAGCUGCUCAGGAACGCCACAGAUAAGGCCUACGGAGCAAACGUCCUCAGUUGGGAUGGAGAGGUCUCUGCUAUUAGUAGAGAUGCUGCUGAAGAUGUCCGUCACGCCAGGUUUGACACUGUGAUCGAUGAGUGGGAUGAAGACUUUGACAGGGGAAAGGUGAAGAAAAUGAAAAACUAUAAAAGAGAGAAGUGGAGAAGUGGCAGCAGCAUCUUCCAGAAGAUCCAGGACAGGCGGAGCAAGUGGUCUGUAACACCUGGAGGGAAAAGAGUUUUUGGAGUCCGUCGCUGAGAGUCCAUAUUGCUGUUGAGGUCAUAGCUGACUGGAAAUCGAGACAACAAUACUGUAUACCAAACUUCUGUACCUUUUUUUUUUUUUUCUUUUUUUUUUUCUCACUUUUAUUUUUAAACCUCUGUCUUAUGUCAUGUUGAGACACAAAGUCCUUAAUUAUGUGUCAAUUUCAAAGCAGCACAGACUACAUGGACAGUCUGACUCACAGCCCUAACUAUCUCAAUUGUAAAUGAACAUGAAAUGUUGGCUUCAGUAUUAAAAACUCUUUUUAAUGUUGCAGUAUUUAACAGAAGCCCCCACACCUCCAUGUCAAAUUAAUAACUAUAUGUUGCCCUCCUUUGAGCUUUGGUUAUUGCCACAAUAAUCUUGAGCUACUAUAAAAUUAAAUACAGUUUACCAUAUUUGAGAUGGGUAGGCUAAGAAUAAGAGUAUAUCUGCAACACUUGUUUUAGAAACUACACUAUCUCAGAGCCUACUUUGGCAUAUAUAAGAGCUCAGUUGGAGUUGUUUUAACAUCUUGAAAUGGUUCUAUACAAAAUUACAAAGAUUCAAAAUUCUUCAUACAUUAGUGUAUAUUAUUUUAGAUUUCUGUAUGAUUUUCCUAUUUUAUACCUUUAUCCGCCGACAUUUUAUUUUACUGCAGUGUCUGUGCCACGUGGCUUGUUUUUAAGGACCAAAUUUUGCCUGCAUAUUGUUGGUAAAAUUAAGCUUUAAAUUGCCACUAUUUUCUUAAUAUGCAUGUUGAAAUUGGUAAAAUUUUACUAAGGUGAAUUUUGUUUUUAGUUGUGCUAUCUUUUGGUUGUGUAAUUUUUGGUCCUUAACAAAAUUAAUUUAGUUUCAGAUUAAAUGGGGAUACAUUUUAGAUCUCAAAAGAAUGCUCUGCUGAAUCAUAUCAACAGUUUAACUGUUUGUGGAAGGGAAGGGUUUACAUUGAUGAACAGUGCAUUGGGCUUUAUAAGUUUCAUCAUAUCAAUAUGUUUACCUGGACAUUGUUGUUUUCUGACUCAUAGUGCAUUUGCAGAGUAGAAGUUGGGCUUGUUGGGAGGAAUAAUUGUUUUCUACUGUGCAGCUAUUUAAAUAUGUAGCUCACCUCAUCAGUCCAGCGUUCAGAGGCUUUCAAUGUGGAGAUUUGACCUUUCACAAACUGUUCUCCACCGAUGUACUGAAAUAAAGGGGUUACAUUUUAUACUUAAGGCACUGUGUUAGAAUGGGACUGCCACAUGCUAAUAAUUUAUUUCCCCCUUGUAUCUUAUAUCUCUAUGCAAUUUUCUGAUGCUCAUGCUAGUCACCUAGAAACUGGGCUAAGACUCAGGAACCCAGACAUCCUGUAUCCCAUCUUCCUUCCUGUUCCUCUCCAUUUUGCAUCCUGUAGAAAUGGUUUUAUACAAAGUAUUUCAGGUGUGGAAACCAUGGGAUCAUCUUGCACCAAUCUGGCACAGAUGCGUAGAGAAACUAACGUUCUAACAAAAUGCUUUGCCAGCGUAGAAGCCUGUACAGUCCAUCUUGUGCUAUCCGUUUCCCACCAACGCUGUAAAGAUUUGCCCAUGCAUUUCUUUUCAUUCUAGAGAUGUUGCCUUGAGUUGGCUAUAAAAAAGUAUAGGAUUUAAUGUUAUAAAUAUAUAAUUUAAAGAAGAAAAGACAUUGAUCUUUAAUGUACUACUCAGAUCAGUUGGUGGAUGUUAACUUGAGAAUUAAUCUGCAAAUGUGCUCAUUUGUGUCUAAGAGUUGUCUGUCUUCAUGCAAGACCUUCCCUAUGUCACUGUAGUGUGUACAGUACAAGAUAGACUACGACGGUCUAAUUUUCAUAGGACGCAUUUGUCGGCUGUGAAAUCAACGUAGGGUGUGACUCUCAAACUGACACCGAGGAACAUUUGCCAAUGUGAAUGGACGGUCCAAUGUUUGCAUUGAUGGCUCUAUAUUUUGCACCACCUUUUCUGACCAGGGGAAGAGACCUUUCAUAAUGAAAAUGGCUCUUACCACACUAUAGUUAUGAAGGUGCAAUAAAGUUGUGACUUUUGUGA